Seminavis robusta is the source of this 2427-nucleotide messenger RNA. NCBI's taxonomy places the organism in Eukaryota, Bacillariophyta, Bacillariophyceae, Naviculales, Naviculaceae. The record is from the annotation of a GenBank genome assembly.
AUGUCCCCUUGCUGGAGCUUUAUGUUGCGUGCUCCUCUUGCAAAAGCUGCUGUACGAUCAGUCAGCCAGAAGAACAAUCCUAUUUUGGCGGCUCCACGAUUUCACCCAUUGGCUCGCUCCUUUUCCGCUCUUCAUGCUGACAACAAUCAAGGAGGCUACGAUGAUCACUAUGAUGUAAUUGUUGUUGGAGGUGGCCAUGCUGGCUGCGAAGCUGCCGCCGCUGCAGCCCGUACAGGUGCCAAGACGGCACUGAUCACACAACGUUUAGACACGGUGGGGGAAUUAUCUUGCAAUCCUUCCAUUGGUGGCAUUGGAAAAGGCCAUUUGGUGCGAGAAGUGGAUGCCUUGGGUGGAUUGAUUGGUACCGUGGCCGAUGAUGCAGGGAUCCAUUAUCGUGUCUUGAAUCGUCGCAAGGGACCUGCCGUGCGAGGACCUAGAGCACAAAUGGAUCGAGAUUGGUACAAGGAGAGUAUGCAACAACGAUUGGUCUCGGGGGAGUAUCCCAAUUUGACCUGCUUGCAGGGAUCGGUACAGGAUUUGCUGUUGGAUGAAUCCAAAACGUCAUCAUCCCUGGAGUCCUUGGCACCCAUGAUGAGCAGUGGCGACAACAACAAAAAUGGACUGCUGGGAAAGUCAUCCGAAAAUGAAGAUAACCUUCGAAAGUUGGCCACUAUAGCAGUGGAAGAUCGAAAGGCUCGAAUUCGUGGAGUACAAAUUGAAACAGAAGAUGGAAGUACACGAGACGUCAUUAGUCGCACUGUCAUUAUCACCACGGGAACUUUCUUGCGGGGAGUCCUGUUGAUGGGACAUGAUCGAUACAGUGGAGGCAGGCAUCUUCGCGAUUCAGAACAGGUCGAACCACCAUCGGUUGGAUUGGCAAAAACCUUGGCUAGAUUUCAGUUCCCACUAGGACGACUCAAGACAGGGACUCCACCAAGGCUGGAUGGAUCCACCAUUGAUUGGGAUAUCUGUCCCAAGCAACCCUCGGAAAUUCCGGCCUCACCCUUUAGCCAUAUUCUGCAAUUUCGGGGUGAGCAACCACCUCGUAUGGCCGCCAACCAAAUCAUCACAUGUGCUCAAACAGCCACCAAUGAUCAGACACAUGAGCUCGUAAUGAAAUACGAAGAUACGUUGCCCCACUAUGAUGGAAUGGAUGGUGCUGGCAAUGGACCGAGGUAUUGUCCUUCCAUUUACAAAAAGGUACAACGCUUCCCAGAACGCAAUUCACACAACUGCUUUCUCGAACCAGAGGGAUUCGAAUCCAAUAUUGUCUACCCCAAUGGCAUGAGUGGACCAUUUCCACCUGAAAUUCAGCUGAAGAUUAUGAGGUCCAUGAAGGGACUCGGAGCAGUUGAGAUUGUCCGUCCUGGCUAUGAUGUCGAAUAUGACUUUGUCAAUCCACAAUCCCUGACACAUACUUUGGAAACCAAAGCCAUUGCAGGGCUGUAUCUUGCCGGACAAAUCUGUGGAACAACCGGAUACGAAGAAGCAGCCGCACAAGGCAUUGUGGCAGGAGCUAAUGCGGGCCAAGUGGCCAAGGCGGCCGCUCAGGGCGAAGGACCUCCUCUUCCCUUUAUCAUUGGACGCGAUGAAGGGUAUAUCGGUGUCCUUAUUGAUGAUCUGGUGACACGAGGAACGUCAGAGCCAUACCGCAUGUUCACUUCGAGAGCGGAAUAUAGGAUCAGCCUUCGAGCCGACAAUGCCGAUUUGCGCUUGACUCGAAAGGGCAUGAACGCGGGUCUCGUCCAUGACGAAGAACGCAUUGUAGCAAUGGAAGCACGAGAGUCGCUCAUUGAGGAUCGGGUUCAAAAGCUUCGUCACUUUGAUAUGAAGGUGAUUGAUUGGGCGGAACGUGGAGGGGCUGUUUUUGGAGGAGAUCAGGUAGAGCGCAAGAAAGGUCAGAAGAAGACAGCAGAAGAAGUUCUGGCCAUGCCACACACAACAUUGGAUCGUGUAGAAGACAUCAUGAUUGAGGUUCAGAAAGAGCAAAAGGCAGAGCAAGAGGCCAGGGCAAAGGGAAAGGAUGCUAGUGAAGUUGUCGAGGAUGACUUUUUUUUCAAGAAGGAAGAACCGGUUGAAGUGAUGGAUCCCUCACCAGUUUCGGUGUACGACACUGUGGAAGCAUCAGUCAAGUAUCAAGUGUUUGUCAGGAGACAGCACAGAGAUAUGGAGAGCUGGAGAAGAGCACAAGGAUCCAGAAUCCCUCCUGACAUUGUCUACAGCACAGAAACACUCCCGACCCUGAAGAAAGAGGAGAUUGAGAAACUGAACCGAGUCCGGCCCAGUACUUUUGCCGAGGCUUCACAAAUUAGUGGGGUCACACCUCAAAGUUUGGUCUAUGUAUAUCAUUAUGUGAAAAGAAGAAACCAAAACCGUGAAGGAGGCAAGAACAGCAAUCCUACUGCUAGAGUGGAGGCGCAGCAAUGA